AUGGAAUCGCCAUCCGACGACAUAAAGACUCAGCCUCGGCCGACGUCCGACAUCCCAGCUGACCUACCAUCGCCAGACGUCCCCCCACACGACACCAAGGAUCCUAUCUCCCCUGAUGCCGUACCUUCUCCCGCACACACCGUCGACACACCAGCGGCAGCCGACGCCGACGCCGACGCACCCGCGCCCUCGGAAUCCCGGCGCUCCUCCUCUUCCCUCCCCCCCGAAUCGCACCCGACCAUCGCCUUCCUCUUCUCCUUCCCCGAGCCAGCCCAUCUCCCUCAGAAAGAGCGCCACCGCCUCGCGGUGCCCCCCUUCGUGCUUUACGCCCCGCUCGCCGCCGCGCUCGUGAAGCCCGCCCCGGGCGCGAAGGAGAGCGUUGCGCACAAGGCGCAGCGCAAGUGA
Heterobasidion irregulare TC 32-1 is the source of this 405-nucleotide messenger RNA. RefSeq lists its product as uncharacterized. The record is from RefSeq and is a predicted model, not a curated record. Lineage: Eukaryota; Fungi; Basidiomycota; Agaricomycetes; Russulales; Bondarzewiaceae. The coding region runs from base 1 to 405 and encodes 134 amino acids. The transcript has a single exon.